CAUCUCGUUGAUUGGAUUUUUUCUUCGCCGAUCAUGUCCAUGCUCGCGCCCAUCCUCCCCACCCACGUGGUGGACACUGCGCGCAUUGCGUCGGUGGCGUCACCGGUUCCGCGGACGGGCGGACCACAGAGGCUGCAGCCAAUGCAACCAGGCACCACGUUCAUGAGAGCGAUGGCAGCCGGUGUGGUGCUCGCUCAGGCUGUGAAGGUGCGCAACACCUUGAAGCGCCGGGGUUCCCGCGUGCAGCGGCUGGCUGUGGACGAAGGCGAGCAGGACGAUGACUCCUUGCGUGUUGUAGUGCGGAAGAAUGUCAUCAAGACCGUUUGUCGUGUGGGGCUUUGGUCAGUCUUCACCGCAGCUGGCGCCUACGUGCUCUACCCCUCGCUGCAGCAGUUCCUGUGGACGUUCCUGACGGGAACCAAGACGGUGGUCCCCUUGAGCGACAUCGUCCAGGGCUAUGUGGGCAACGUCCUGGCCCUCAUGAGUGUCCUUUUCUCCAUCCUGGCGGGCAACUCCUAUACGUCCCUCUACUCGCAGAACGAGGCCAUCUUCUGCGCGUUGUUCGCUGAAGUCUCAGAAGCCAAAGCAUUGAUGGAGCAGAUCGCGCUGGUUUGUUCCGGCAGGCCCUUCUACCGCUCAGCCCUCGAGAGCAUCCGUCGCUACGUGGAGCGCGACCUGCGGCGCUUGGAUCGGCCUCCGUCGAUCCUGUGCGCCUGCAAGCCACGCCACCCGACGCGAGCGGAGACGCGUGGAGUGGGGCAAGUUGAGAUGGAAAGAACAGGUGAAAAAACACGGAUUUCAUCAGAUGCAGAGGACUGGAAGAGUGAUAUUACCAGAUCAUGGGAUGUGUAAGCCCCCACUUGGGGGUGGCGCAUGGGCAUGAACCUCUAAGGAGCUAUUGAUUUGACACUCUGAGAGGGGGGGGGGCCUGGUACAUGACACCACACUAUGACCACAGAGUAAGUAUAACUCCCCCCUGCAACUAACAUAGAAGUGGAUGGC
Messenger RNA from Durusdinium trenchii, 1002 nucleotides. Lineage: Eukaryota; Dinophyceae; Suessiales; Symbiodiniaceae. The record is from the annotation of a GenBank genome assembly.